ACGAACACGCGCGCAGGCAAACCAAUUUUCGCGGCGAUCAGCUGAUUGUUCCGAAAACGCGCCAAUUUUCAACGCCGCCCGCGCGCAUCGGUUUCAGCCAAAGGUGGCAGUCGUCAGGCGCGCCGUCGUCGGAGGUCGAGUGGUUUAGUACUGCGGGGUGUUGUGAGGAAGGCUCGGUGGCUGGUCGGAACGAAAACAUCGUGUUGUUUGUGUGUGCAACGCGAAGUUAUUGUGACGAAGAGCGCGUGAGAUCAGCACGUUUCUACGCGGAAGCGAGCGGAAAGCUUUUCCCUCCGGUCCGCCGACUCCGCGGGAAUCGUUAGGCCUAGGCGGAAUUUGCCCGCGUCCCGCUGGUUAUGCUUCGUUCGGCGAGUUGAACCCCGAUCGACAUGGUUAAGACGAGAAACAAGUCUGCCGCGGCGGAGCCUCCGCCGAGGAUCGCUACACGGAGAUCUACGAAGGUUGAGGUCACCGAAUCGCACAAUUCAGAGGAGUCUGUUGAUGAUGAAGACAGGAAGCGAUCAACUCGAAGGUUGAAGUUCUCCGACGACGAAUCUUCAGGGCGCCUGACGCGGUCAGUGGGGGGACACGGUCACCAGAACCACCUGCUGCCCAACGGCCGUGCACACUCCUCGUCGCGACGCCGUGAACCACCACCGCCACCCAGUAAUGUGGCCGUCUCAACGGAUGACGACAUGAAUGAGGACGAUGACAGCAUGGUGCGACGAAGCACACGCCGUCGCAAGUGUAUCUAUGGCAACCUCAACCAGACAUGGAUACUAACAUCAAGCCUGCCAGACUUCAGCAAGUCAUCUGCGGACCAGUCGGGUUCACGUAACAAGAAGGGCCCGACCACUUUCCACCACUACCUCCGCAGCUCGACCAGUCCCCACCACGACAGCAUGCCUCCUGGUGGAAAUGACUCCGAGACCUUAGACGGAGACAAUGAGGACAGCCUCGAGUCGAAGCGCAGCAACGAGAAAGGAGUGAAUGCUGAGCUCCGUCGUCUCGGCCUGUCCGAGAUGCAGCAUUUCUCGGCAGACGACAUGUACUCGCGGGUGAAGCGGACGCGCCAGCAACACCAGGCGGCGGCUGCGGCAGCAGAAGAGCAGCCAUUCUUCCGCACGAGGAGCUCCCGUCGUGCAGCCGCGGAGGAGCGGCGUGGGCGCCGGCGCGAGAGAGCCGCCGCAGCAGGAGUGGCCCCCAGCGACUCUGAACCGCAAGGUGGAAGCUCGGGGGUCUCGGGCGACAGCGACGUCGACGACGAGGAAGAAGAGGUGCAGCUGCCUGUGAUGAAUGGCUACCACCUCCGUCCCAAGAAGCCCGUCACGGAGCGCUUCCAAGUGCCUGUCGCGGAGACAAAGCGGUCCAAGCGGAUAGCCAGCAUCUUCCACACACCAAAGCACGACCGGCGGAACCGGUCUUCCUACCAUUCUCCUGCCCACAGGAGCCCCAUGUACAGAAGGAAACGUCACGCCACGCACAACAGCUCCUCAACGAGCAGUUCGAGUGACGACGAGCGGCGUUUCGAGCGGCGCAAGGCGCGCAGCAUGGUCCGCGCCCGGAACCGGUGCCUGCCGUUCAACUUCCAAGAGAAGGACCUCUUCGAGGGUGUGCUCCGCGACCGAGCCAAGAUCGGCUCCAGCCUGGCUGACGUCGACCCCAUGCAAGUCGACAAGGAGGUUAUGUUUGACCGUGUGGGUGGACUGGACAGCCACAUUCAGCAGCUCAAGGAGAUGAUCCUGUUCCCACUAAUCUAUCCGGAAGUUUUCGAGCGCUUCAAGAUCACCCCACCGCGGGGCGUGCUCUUCUACGGACCCCCUGGCACUGGCAAGACUCUGGUGGCACGAGCGCUUGCCAACGAGUGCGCCCGAGGCGACUCGCGGGUGGCCUUUUUCAUGCGCAAGGGCGCCGACUGCCUCAGCAAGUGGGUCGGCGAGUCCGAGCGACAGCUGCGCUUGCUCUUCGACCAGGCCUACUCCAUGCGUCCGUCCAUCAUCUUCUUUGACGAAAUCGAUGGCCUGGCACCCGUGCGGUCGACACGGCAGGACCAGAUCCACAGCUCCAUAGUCUCCACGCUGCUCGCCCUGAUGGACGGCCUUGACUCCCGUGGCGAGGUGGUCGUCAUCGGGGCCACCAACCGCAUCGACGCCAUUGAUCCUGCUCUGCGGCGGCCGGGCCGUUUCGACCGCGAGUUCCACUUUUCACUGCCCUGCCACAAGGCACGCCUCAGCAUCCUCCAGAUCCACACACGCGACUGGCAUCCGGCCCCGAGCCAAGCGCUACUUUCGGAGCUGGCUGCUCGCUGCACCGGCUACUGUGGGGCCGACCUCAAGGCCCUCUGCUCGGAGGCUGCCCUGGUGGCUCUGAGGCGUAGCUUCCCCCAGAUCUAUGCUUCCAAGGAAAAGCUGCAGCUCAACAUAGACACGGUGCAGAUCCUGCCAGAAGACUAUGACCGAGCCAUGCGCAAGAUCGUGCCGGCCUCCCAACGCUGCGGCGCCUCGCCGGCACGGCCGCUGAGCACGACCGUGCGGCCCCUGCUGUGCCCGCUGGUGGAGAAGGCCCUGGUGUACAUGCAGAAGGCCUUUGCCGCUGGCCUGCACAAGUCGUCCAUCGCGCAGCGGCUCACCGGCCAGGACGGCAAUCAGAGCGAUGAUAGCAGUGUUGUCUCCGAUGAUGAAGUCAUGAACGGAGUCUGCAACUCUACAGUCGAUCUCACUGAGGAGGUCGCGGGCACCGAAAGCAUCAUUCCAAGCAUCAGGUCUCGCUUUGCUGCCAGCCGCAGUACCAGCCACCGGCCCCGCCUUCUCAUCUGUGGCCGCCCGGGCCUCGGCCAGACGACGCACGUGGCGCCUGCAGUCCUCCACCUGCUGGAACACCUGCCCCUGCACCGGCUAGAUCUGCCCUCGCUCCAUUCUGUCACAGCUCGUGCACCCGAGGAGGCCUGCGCCCAGGUGCUCCAGGAAGCGCAGCGGGUGCUGCCCGGAGUGCUGUACCUUCCGCACGUGUGCCAGUGGUGGGAGACGUUGGGCGAUGCAGUCCGGGCCACGUUCCUGACCCUCCUCAGUGACCUGGAGCCCCUGACCCCAGUGCUGUGGCUGGCCACGGCCGAUGUGCCUUUCAACGAGUUGCCUCCACAGGUGCAACAGCUGUUUGGGCCGUCGGAAGUGCUCGAGAUGGUGCCCCCGACGGAGGCGGAGCGGCGCAGCUUUUUUGCGCCGGUGUUCACCAAGGCGGCCACGCCACCGCGGCCCAAGCGACCCCCUCCCGAACAGAUGCCCGCCUUGCCGGCAGCCCCUCCACCGGAGCCUCGAAAGCUGACCCCCUCCGAACUGGAGCGCCUGCGACAGCAGGAGGAAGCAACGCUUCGGGAGUUGCGCCUGUUCCUGCGCGACAUCUUGACCAAGUUGAUGCGUGACAGGCGGUACAGCAUGUUUGCCAAGCCCGUGGAUGCGUUGGAGGUGCCCGACUACCUGGAGGUAAUCAAGCAGCCGAUGGACAUGGAGACCAUGAUGGUCAAGAUCGACCUGCACAAGUACCAGACCGUGGCGCAGUUCCUGCAAGACAUCGAGCUCAUCUGCUCCAAUGCGCUCGAAUACAACCCCGACCGGAACCCCAUGGACAAGAACAUCCGGCAUCGAGCCUGCGCCCUCCAGGACGCGGCCAAAGCGCUCGUAGACACCGAGCUCGACUGGGGUUUCGAGAAGAUCUGCCAGGACAUUGUCCAGGCCCGUAAGGAAAGAGGGGAGGGGCCAGUGCCUUAUGUACCGAAGAAUUACCACGUCGCUCCGCGACCUGCCCCAGUGACCUCCGACCCAGUACCUGAUCUGCCUCAAGUUGAGGCGUCCAAUGAAGAGGGAGGCCCCAAGAGGUUCAGUCGGAGACUUCGGGGUAUGGUGGUCGUGACUGACGAAGAGGACGCUGCGGAAAACGGCGCGGUCAAUGCGACUGCGGAAGACAAGAAUGAAAUCACUCCUCCCACACAGACGACCACCGCUCAGGAUGCUGUGGUGGAGAUGGCUGACGCAUCGGCACCAGGACAGCCAGUCGUCGUCCAAGCCUUCGUCGACUAUUAUUUACAGGAUCGGCUGCUCACAGCUACAGGAGGGGAGGCGUCCGGCGGCGACCGGCGGGCAUACCCCGUGGUGCGCCGUCGCAAGUCGCUGUGGUUUGGCAGCUACCGUCGCCACGUGACGCGGCACGCCGCUGCUGCUCUGCCCGGCCGCAGAAAGACGCCCGCUGUGAUCGAUAAAGUUGCGUCUAGGAGUUCAACGAAGCGGCGGCGGUCAUCUUCGGACGGAACGGGAAAGAACUGCAACACGUCACAACCAGCUGCCAAGAUUACGGCGAAGGACAAGUCACUUUCGACGGAAACUAGGCAGGAAGCUACACCCACGUCGACAAAGGAAGCUAGCCCCGACGCUGCUGAGUCCAGCAAAGCCCGGCAGGAAAAGGCAGCACUAGCAGAAGAAAGUCGAGCUGGCAAUGCGACAGAGAAUGCAUCCUCUGUUGAAGAGCCCGCCGCAACGCCGCAGGUGCUACAGUUGAACCGCGGCUGGCUGGAGGAACUGGAGGACAGGACAGUGAACCAGACCGAAGGUGCGACUGUGGAGCAGCUUGAACGACUGCAUUGCGCUUUGCUCAACGUUGUGCGCCGUCACCGGCGCUCCUGGGACCGUAAUGUCAUGCUCCUGGAGAUGGCCCAACAGCUGGAUUCCUUCAGAAGCCUAUUAAGCUGCCAAACACGGACAUAGCAACGGCUCAAGCAAUCUCACUGCCGACUUGUAUUUAAUGCUAACUGGUGCGAGAGAGAGAGAAUGGACUGCCGUAGCGCAAGCCUGUCGCGACGAAGCUACAGACAACCCACUACCACCUCAGCACUGCCAAACCAACGGGUCCACGUGCGCCGAUCAUCAAGCAGACAAAUGCAGCAAGAUGCGUGACGACACAUUCUUGCAGUUCAAGACCACAUCGUUUCUUCUCCUGAACUGAUGCCUUUUUAGUACACUGCCCUGGCCGUCGAGAAUCUUCCUUUUCUCUCCGGUACGAUGCAGGUGGACAAUAUUAAAAACUCUGUUGUAGUUCUUUUUCUUUCCCCCAACACAAUGUUUGUGUGUGUGUGUGUGUGUUUGUGAUGGCACCUGGGAGCCUUUUCCUUCUGUGGUGCAUGCCAUAUCUGUCGUGGUCGUGUGUUGACGAGAAGCCAUCACAUUUUCACUGUCGUCUCAAUCUUUUUUGCUAGCCUUAUGCCUGUGCUGCGACCUGAAAGUUUGCCUCGACUCUCGACAAUAAAGUGGACGCAGCCGAGUGGUUGGGCGCUGUCAUUAUGGCCAGAUAAAAAACGAAGUGUGCUGAGGCUCUGCUGUCCAUGCUCCUAUGUCAGUGGGGCUUGGCUUUAGUGACUUGUUGCCGCCAUAGUGGCACCUCGUCAAACAUCUCUGAACUGGGGAUAUAUCGUAAACUGAUUUCUCUGGUGAACAAGCGGGUCUUUCCUUCGGGACGCCUCAUACAGGGUUCGAGCUGGAGUGCCCAUUACAGGCAUUGGAGAGCAGCCGGCUGAGCUGUAUGUAAGGUCUUGAAAUGGUAGUCCUAGGCUUGUGCGGCUAUAUUGAGUGCCUAUUUUGCUUCUUUUUUUUUUUCUUCAGCACUUAUCCUGUGUUGGGCACCACGUUGUAUUGGGGAGGAGGGUUAAACAGUUGCUGCGGAAUAACGUGACAAAUGAUGCACAUCAGGAAGACUUAAUGGCGUACACAAAGAUCACAUGAAAGAACACGAGAACCUGGAUUCUCCUAUGUGAUCAUCUUCGUUUUCGUUGUUAUGUCUUCCCUAUACAUGAAUGAACUAACCUGGCAAAGAAUUCCAUUAAUUAAUGCAUGCCAUGAUUGAUGCUCUUAGACAUCAACCUGCAACCGGAGCUACUGAUUUGGACCGGCCCGACCGCUUAGCGUUGUUUUCACUGCAUGCUGAACUGAUUGGCAGGCCGUAGCGGGAGCACAGUUGUUUUUCUGUGUCGUGUCCGUGCCUGUUGAUGAAAUGUGUUGUUUGCUCAACAUAGUGUCGUUUUUAGAUACUAGUAUACACUUCAUAGAUGCCUUUGGUACGAACGCUUAGUUUACCGGACUUGUCUUGGCUGUGAUUUUGAUGUGAAAUUCAUGCUGGAACGAGUGCGUUGUCAUGCCUGGAUGUUCACUCGGUGUAGAGAAGCAACUAGUUGGGCGCACCUGUUUGUUGUUUGACAGCUAGAGUUCCGUGCAUUGGUGGCACUCUGGAUGUCAAGGCAGUAAAAGAAAGCCCGUUCUGGUACAUGCUCCAUGUGUGAAGUUCUGCAAAUGCUGUUUGGCAUCGAUUUCGUUGUGGGGAGGUAUGCUGACUGCGCUUAGGUUCGGUUAUGUGAUGGUUAUUUUCUGUGGCAAGCGUACGUAGUGAAAAAUUUUGCACCCUCAAAGGUAGGAGUGUUAGCCAUGUGGUGAAUCAACUGCACCCUUAAGGAUGUAAAAAGAUCAAGGGGUGCAUUUGAUUUAUCCCGUGGCUGACAUUUCUGCCCUUAAGGGUGCAACGUUUUUGUGUACACCUUGGCAUGGAAUAGUCACGAGGGAAAAAUGUCGCCAACACGCUAGUAUGCCCUUGUUUCCGGCCUGAAAGGUAGUGAAUGUCCCGAGAGGAUAUUGAAUGGUGCGUCCCUAGUGUAUUCAAGUAAGUUUGGUGCUAAAUUUAAUGUGUGGGAAAUAACUUUUUCUCACAAAAUGUUGGGCAAGGCUUUUUGUUCUUUUUUUUUUUUUUUUUAAGUGAACAGUCAAAGCAAGAGCUCUCGUGGGGAUUCCAUGAUGGUUCAUAUGAAGUUGCUACCUGGUAUCAAUCAUCAUGGUAUGCUUGAUGGUUGUUUAUGGUAAUAACUAUGAUGAAAGUGUGCAUGUCUAGAAUAGGGUUAUGAUGCACAUCUGGGUACAGAGCAAAUAGAACCGAUAGCAUGUGCACUGGUGCUUAAAUGAAUGGGCUGUGAAACUCGCCCACCACUGUGCAUUCGCGGAAUAUGCGGUGGGGCAGCAUUUACAGCUGCACAGGCGGGCAAACGUUCCGAGUGUGUUUUUGGCCUUGGCAUGCAUGUUGUCAAUAUUAUUUUUUUGCUACAUUAUUGUUUUCACGCACUUUCGCAUUUAGAAGUGGCACACUCACUUGUAUUGCUAGUGCUUCUGGAUGGGGAUUUUUCUUAAAAUAUUUUUUGUGUCGAGAUGAGCUGAGUGCAUUCCUCACUUUUUUUGAUCUUCAGCCCUCUGGACACUAUUCGUUUUGUAGGUCUGUUCAUGUUUCUGUGAAAGGCUCUUAUGAAAAUGUAGACUGUUUCUUAUGUGGCAACUGUUUCGUUUUGUAAUUUGCAAAGACAACUUAUUUCUGCUGUGCAUUAGCAUGGUUACGUUGUUGCAGCCUGUUUGGUUUAAAGUUUCAAAAGGGAAACAAGUUCUCUCCUUUUUUUUUUUUUUUUUAACUUUCGGAGACUUGAUUUCUUUUGAUUGUUAAGUACUUCAUUUAUUUUUGGUCAGACAUUUUGUGUCGAUGCCAAAGAGAAUAAACACGUAAUGUAAAGUUACCAUUCUGCAACACUAAGAGAUUUGCUGCUACACCAGCCACACGUAGCAUGCUUUGUGAUAGGACUGACGGUAUGUAAACUUAGUGCUGUAAAUUGUUACUCAAAGGUGAUGUUGUGAAUUUCGUAGUCUCGGGGAGGCUGCGUACUGUACCUUUCCAAUAUCAUUUUAAACUAUUUCACUUACAUUCACUAGAGUUGCAAUUCACUCCUCCAAGAGCACUUUGUUGCGCCAAGAGAAGUGAAGUGCCUCCAUUCCCGGGCACUAUCACUGGCUGCAGUUCUGCAACAGAAUGCCCGUUAAGGCUAAUUUAAACACUCGCAUGCAGGAACUGCUUUUCCUUCGCCCUGUAUAAAGCCUCCCAGCCUGUGUUACGGAUGCGAAAACUGAAGCCCCACAGGCAAGCCAUUUGUGGUUGCGAGUGGUGUACUGAUGCCCGGCAGUAAACGACCUUCUGCGUGUGUCACACGAAGUGGAAUCGAAGGGCCAAGAGCGUUAUCCGCACAUGCGAAUUCUUGUGGGCUUUAAGGUUUAAACACUGCCACGAACUUAUUGAGCCAACAACAUUGGUAAUGUUCAAAUGCUGCUGGGAACAGUGGUCAGGGAAAUGGUGCCACUGCCAGUACUGCCAUUUGAUAGGGCCGUCUACCUCGUGUUGCGAAUUAAAAGGUGAAUAAAGAAAUUGAAUCUUGUA
Dermacentor silvarum is the source of this 8277-nucleotide messenger RNA. RefSeq names its product ATPase family AAA domain-containing protein 2-like. Gene Ontology annotation, cellular component: nucleus. Gene Ontology annotation, biological process: positive regulation of transcription by RNA polymerase II. The record is from RefSeq and is a predicted model, not a curated record. Gene Ontology annotation, molecular function: histone binding; ATP hydrolysis activity; ATP binding. NCBI's taxonomy places the organism in Eukaryota, Metazoa, Arthropoda, Arachnida, Ixodida, Ixodidae.